Rosa rugosa (rugosa rose) is the source of this 1035-nucleotide messenger RNA. RefSeq lists its product as uncharacterized. The transcript has a single exon. Gene Ontology annotation, molecular function: catalytic activity. Bases 1 to 1035 code for a protein of 344 amino acids. Lineage: Eukaryota; Viridiplantae; Streptophyta; Magnoliopsida; Rosales; Rosaceae. The record is from RefSeq and is a predicted model, not a curated record.
AUGGAUAACAUUAUCUUUUGGAAUGCUCGAGGGGCUGGAAGUGAUAAAUUUAGCUCUGCUAUUCAAGAUUUAGUGAAAAUGCAUAAAGUUGAUGUUUUGAUUAUAUGUGAACCAAGGGUUCAAUUUGCAAAAGCAAAAAAACUUCUUCUAAACUUAGGAUUUUCUGAUUUUGAAAUAAUGGAGUCUGAGGGCUUCUCUGGUGGUAUAUGGAUGCUGUGGAAUAAAGUUAGAGUGGAUAUUGAUGUUAUUGACUCUACUUUUCAAUCAAUUACUGUGAAAGUGUGUGGCGUUGGCAACCAACAUUGGCUUCUUUCUGGAAUCUAUGCUAGCCCUUGCAAUACCUCUAGAAGCACUUUAUGGCCUUAUUUGGAUAAUUUGAGACGUCAACAUGCUCUCCUAUGGGUCUUACUUGGAGAUUUUAAUGAACUGCUGUCUUAUGCGGACAAAAUCGGUGGUGCUCCUAUAAGACGAUUUGGUGGUUUUCAAGAUUGGGUUUGCAGAAGUGGUGUGAUAGAUAUGGGCUAUCAAGGUGCCGAUUAUACUUGGGCUACUAGCUGGGUUAAGGAGAGAUUGGAUAGAAGUUUUUGCACUGAUGAAUGGAGGGUCCUAUAUCCUGAUGCUUGUCUUGUUCAUCUUGCUAGAAUGAAAUCAGAUCACUGCCCUAUUUUGCUCAGAUUGAAGCCCGAUAGCAGACAUACUAGAAUUAAUACUCCUUUUAGAUUUCAGGCUAUGUGGCUUCAACAUCAUAACUUUUGCAAUGUUGUGACUGACACAUGGAAUGGUACUACUGGAAAUGCUAUAGAAAAAACCAAGUCACCUGCUACAACCCUUUCUGAUUGUAACAGGGAUGUCUUUGGUAAUAUCUUUAGAAGAAAACGAAGAUUGUUGGCAAGAAUUUGUGGAAUUCAGAAGAAUUUGGGAAGGAACAAUAACCCUUUUCUGCAAAAUCUUGAAAGAGAUUUGAUUUCCCAGCAUGAUCAAAUAAGGGAUGCGGAGGCUAUUUUUUGGAAGCAAAAAUCUAGAGAGAAAUGGUAG